AUGUACUAAAGGGAUAAGAGAUCAUUAUCUUAUCAGAAACCUUAAGUAGGAUAUGAUGAUAUGAGAAAUCAAUUAUAAUUACUGGAUAAAUAUAUGAAACCAACUUAUGAUGUUUAAUUACCUCAUGAGACUAGUCAAAAAAGUGGAAUCAGAUAAUCUGGCCAUUUGAAUAAAUCCUUUUAGUUUCCAAAGGUUUCUACAAUGCCAGAAGAAUAAAUAAAUGAGGAAGUAGCUCAAAUGUAACUAGCUAUAGAUUAAUAAAACUUGACUCUCAAGCGAUUAUUAAAAGAAUAAAGAGAAGUAAGAUUAUAAAUGGAUAAUAAAGAUAAAUAAAGCUUCAGUCUUUAAGUAAGAAUUAGAGAAUUUAAAAAGUCAAGUUCAAACAAUACACCUAAAACUGCCAAAACUUCCUUAAUAUGAAUAGUUAGAUGAAAUAAAACAUUAAAUUUCUUAAUUAAGAUAAUCCUUUUUCUAAUAAGCCUAACAACCUUAACAGCCAAUUAUACAACCUCCAUAGAUAAUUUAUUAAUAAAUGCCUCCUAUUCAAUAACCUCAAUAUUAUCCACCUCCUUAUCCUUAAUUUCCUCCCCCUUAUCCUCCCUUUGGAUAACAAUUUCCUCCAUAUCCACCUUAACAAUAACCAUAUUAACAACCUUUCUAAUAUAAUCCCUAUCAAUAUCCAUACUAUCAAUAACCUUAACCAUAAGAAUAGUAAUUAAAUUCAUAAAAUCCUUAAUCAGCUGCUAAAAUUAAAUUAAAAACAGCUGGAUCUCAAGCUUAAAAUUCAAGAAGAUCUAGUUAGAAAACUAUUCCUUUAGUUACAAAAAGGUCCAUCUAAUAAACUAAAUAGAGUUUUUUCUCUGAUGUAUUUUUAUUUUUAAUUUAUUUAGAAAGGAAAUAAAAAAUUAGCUUUUUAAGGAUCAAGGCUUAAAGUUAUUUUUAAUGCUGUUCGAUUAGCUAUGAGAUGGAAAAUAUAUUGCAAACCUUUAAAUAUUUUAUGGAGAAAAUUAUACAAGCACUCUGUUGAAUGUAAAGCUGUAAUCUAAAAAAUUUCAUAUCCCAUUGCUUUAAAACGUAUUAAUGACUGGUGCAAAAUGGUGUUGGCAAAAGUUGAAAAUUAUUUGACUAAAAUUAAAGAAAUAGAUUUUAUUGUAUAUUUCUUUUUUAUCAAAAGAAUCCAGAAAAACCUUUGACAGAAUAAGAAAUUGACUAAUCAUACAUGUAAUUAACAAAUGCAAUGAAAUAUCUCAUGACUAGUUUAGUUACUUAUUGUACAAAUGAUUUCAUGAUACCAGAAUUGAAAUUUUUAUCAUAUCUUCAGUUUUUUGAUUAACCAGAAAUAGAUAGAGGACUUUUUGUAGCAAGAAGAGUGUUAUUUUGGAAGGAAAAAUAAUUAGAUAUGACAAAAACUUAGUAGAUGAUGAUAGUUGGAGAUCUUGUAAUAUUAGUACAUAUUCUACCUGCUUUGAUGGAAAUUCCAGGGUAGAUAUUUAUAAUAAAAUGUAUGGUUACUCUUGUUUAAAUUCAUUUUAUGAAAUAUUUUGAUUUGAGAGUGCUCAAUAGAAAUCCAGAAUACAGAAUUAUUCAAUUAAAUUUAGUUGAUGUCAUUGAUGGGAAAUUAGUUGUCAGAUUAGAGAAAAUGGAAAAAUUUGAUGAUGAAAGAUAUAUAGUUGGAGUUUAUGAAGAAAGCUAGUUUUAAGGAUUCUAUGCUAAAAGACCUCACUUUUAAGAUGAUAUGCAAAAAGCGUUAUAUUAAAUACAUACUAAUUUAUUAUAAGCAUUAGCUGCUAAAUGA
This is a messenger RNA of Paramecium sonneborni, 1795 nucleotides long. NCBI's taxonomy places the organism in Eukaryota, Ciliophora, Oligohymenophorea, Peniculida, Parameciidae. The record is from the annotation of a GenBank genome assembly.